Messenger RNA from Lasiosphaeria miniovina, 657 nucleotides. RefSeq lists its product as uncharacterized. The coding region runs from base 1 to 657 and encodes 218 amino acids. The transcript has 4 exons. NCBI's taxonomy places the organism in Eukaryota, Fungi, Ascomycota, Sordariomycetes, Sordariales, Lasiosphaeriaceae. The record is from RefSeq and is a predicted model, not a curated record.
AUGGCUUGUAUUCGACGACGAAGAAAAGCUGGCCCGGAGGCCGUGAUCGCGGCAGCCCUGUCUAAAGGGCUGUCGGACCGGUCGACGAUCGAUGCAAAACCGGUCUGGCGAAAGCUGAGACCAAAGACAAAGGCGCUGUAUAGGCAAGAGUUACAGUUGUGGGAAGCCAUUAUGUCGAGACGAUCUGGCUGGGCAUCGAAGGGCUGCUUGACCAAGAGAAAGGACUGGCGACGCCGCGGACGAUGCGAAUCAAGACGCGCCGUUUUGGCAAUGCCUGAGAGCGCAAGCACGACACGCGGAUCUCCGACGACGUCAAAUACUCGAUGGCUCCAACAGUUCAUCGAAGGCGAGCUUAAAGACAAGGUUGGAGCGCGCAACCUAAAGCGGCCGGUGACGUUUUUGACGAUCCAAAACUACGACCACAUGCAAGAGUUUCUUUGGCUGCCGGACUGCCAUGCCUACGUGCACGAGGGCGAGCGCGUCGACAAUGCAAACUUGUUAAAUACGCACUGCUUUACCUCUGCUCGACUCCAGGAGGUGUGCCAAGCCCGGUAUCAGGACCUAAAAGUGUUGGUGGCCUGGAAACUCGGCAUCGCCUCGGCUUCCGCCGCGAGUACUGCAAGGGGAUGGACGAAAAACAGUCGAACAACAAGAUAA